GACAACGCCAGUACUACAGGAGGAGGCAGGAAGAGGGUGAGUUUAGGAUCUGAGGACAACGCCAGUACUACAGGAGGAGGCAGGAAGAGGGUGAGUUUAGGCUCUGGAGACACCAGUACUACAGGAGGAGGCAGGAAGAGGAUGUGGACAGCAGAGGAGACCGAGUGGGUGAAGGAGGGAGUGAGGCGCUACGGAGAGGGGAACUGGUCCAGGGUAAAGUCCUCUUUCCCAUUCUUGGGCCGAACCGCCGUGAACAUCAAGGAUCGGUGGAGAACCAUGAAAAAGCUCAAGAUGGUCUGAGGCCACCAAACCGGGAGGGACUAACUUGUCCAAUAAGAAAUGCUCGUUUACAUUUGCUACGGGGUGCAGUAACGAAUUUGACGCUGGAGGGCCUCUGAGCUACGCAGGACAAUGACAUUAUCCAGUUGUGAGAAUGGAUGUUUUCCCGCCGCACAUCUGUCAACAACGAGGACAGGAAGCUGAAGAUGGUCGAGGGGCAGAGGGCCUUUGGACUAAGAUAAAUGUUGAUUCUGCCACUUUUUGAACAUGUUUAUAGAAGUAUUUUAUUUUAUCACUCGUCUUUCUUGGUAGAAUAAAGACUUCUCUUAUACCGA
Molecule: messenger RNA, 614 nt
Organism: Salvelinus fontinalis (brook trout)
Lineage: Eukaryota; Metazoa; Chordata; Actinopteri; Salmoniformes; Salmonidae
Product: telomeric repeat-binding factor 2-like
Exons: 2
Biological process (GO): telomeric loop formation; telomeric D-loop disassembly; regulation of telomere maintenance via telomerase
Cellular component (GO): nucleus; shelterin complex; chromosome, telomeric region
Molecular function (GO): G-rich strand telomeric DNA binding; double-stranded telomeric DNA binding; telomerase activity
Source: RefSeq, a predicted model, not a curated record